Guyanagaster necrorhizus is the source of this 345-nucleotide messenger RNA. RefSeq lists its product as uncharacterized. Lineage: Eukaryota; Fungi; Basidiomycota; Agaricomycetes; Agaricales; Physalacriaceae. The transcript has 3 exons. Bases 1 to 345 code for a protein of 114 amino acids. The record is from RefSeq and is a predicted model, not a curated record.
AUGGAGACAGAAGAAGGAGAAUCAAAGUCUGCCGAGGAAAAGGAACCUAUGGCAGCUACCUCCAAAAUCGAGGAGAAGGCUCUCACCAAGACUAUGACUGAAGAGCCAAAAACUCAAGUGCCCCUCAAGAGGGCCGAACAGGGUGAGAGACACCCCAAGGUAACUGUCGAAGAGGUUCCUGAUGAGAAAGAUGACACCUCCUUCCUCUGGAGCCAUGCAGAGCCUCUCAAAGCCAAACUGAUAGUCCUACCAGCCAAGCUCAGAGAAGAGCACCUGGCUCUCCCGACCAAAGUCCAUGAAGCACUCGUGCAGCUGGAAAACCCAAUGGUUAACAAGACCAGAUAG